This is a messenger RNA of Aphanomyces invadans, 387 nucleotides long. RefSeq lists its product as hypothetical. The transcript is spliced from 3 exons. The record is from RefSeq and is a predicted model, not a curated record. NCBI's taxonomy places the organism in Eukaryota, Oomycota, Saprolegniomycetes, Saprolegniales, Verrucalvaceae. The coding region runs from base 1 to 387 and encodes 128 amino acids.
AUGAAUGUAGUCCAUGGCAUCGACAUCACUCCGCUCGAAGGGUGGAUGACAAAGUACAAGAGCAAGGGCAAGUUCUUUGGAACGAGCAACAAGCGAUGGUUCAAGGUGAAUGUGGCGACAGACGACAACGCAAGUCACAUCCAACGGCUGACGUUGAGUUACUUUAAAUCCAAGAAAGCGACCGAAGUCCGUGGGUGGAUCUACCUCGAAGAUGUGACAGAAAUCAGCAACAAAGCCGAUGUCAUUGAGAUCGUGUCGCCCACGCGCACACUGCGUCUUAAGGGCGAGACGGUCGCGGAGCAUCGCAUGUGGCUCGAGAGUUUGCGGCAGCUGUGCUUCCCCCAACAGCCGUCGCCGCCGCGCGAGAGCGCCAAACAAAGUACAUGA